Cladophialophora immunda is the source of this 1309-nucleotide messenger RNA. RefSeq lists its product as uncharacterized. The transcript has 4 exons. The coding region runs from base 35 to 1015 and encodes 326 amino acids. The record is from RefSeq and is a predicted model, not a curated record. Lineage: Eukaryota; Fungi; Ascomycota; Eurotiomycetes; Chaetothyriales; Herpotrichiellaceae.
CUCGCCCGCAUUUCUUGGUAUAAUAGCUGAUACGAUGCUUCGCUUUACAAAUUGGCUGAACACAUUCACACUUCAAUUCCCGCACACUAGUAUCUUCGUCUUUGUGCCCGCUAUGUGUCGAAAGCGCGGUGUUAAGAAAGGGGAGCGGAAACCUCACAAUCAGGGGUUUCAAGGGUUUGCAAAUCUCCUAAACAUGGACCCAGAUCGCUUCCUGAUGGUCUUUAAUCGCUUCGACCAGUUGGCCAUGCACAAUUUGGUCUAUCUUCAGGGCGAGUUAUUUGACCUGAAGCAGAAGUUCGAUUUUUUGAAUGCUGAGGAUAGUCUGGGCAAGCCCUCGUUCAGCUGGAACGAAAUUGAAGAGAACGGUUCUAUCCCCACGACUAGGCCUUAUGAAGAAAUGACACAGGCGCAGCGAAGAUUUUUUCUAAUCAAGAAGAUCCGCCAAAGAAUGGCUGAGUACCGCGAGGCCUUGUUACAGCAGGCCCGGCUUAAUGAGCUCGACUCGCCAAUUGCAAAGACUCUUGAGUCAAUUUACAGUGUGAAGAAAAGUCAAGAAGAAAAGAAUGCGGCCUUCAAAUUUCCAGACUUUAUGGGGAAAUUGUACAAGGAGGAGAAAAUACGGGACCUUGUUUCUCUACGAAGUCCAGUCGUCCAAGACUCCUGGGUCUCGGGACUGGAUAGCUGGAAGCGAUUUAGUUGCGGUAUCAAGCGAGAUGAAUCACAUAUGGGCUUGAAUCUCUACUCAUAUGAUGAUGUCGUGCGGAGAGCUAACGUGGUCUAUGUCACCCUUGCUCUAGUUGGUAUCAUUGCUCCCACGUUCGCUCUCUAUGCCAUCGGCCGUCAUGUCUCGCGGAACGCCGCACCACGGAUCGAACUUGCUCUCGCGGGCGUCCUCACCGCUGUGUUCUUCAGAUUCUGUCUCCUCUUCAAAAUGGGCCGAGCCGAGCUACUGGGGACGGCAGCCAGUUACCUGGGAGUUCUGCUGAUCUUCCUCAGCCUGAAUCUGCCCGACUGAUGCUCCUAUAAGUGGCUGCAUUCGGUGGCCUGUAAUAAGCUCAGGGCAAAGAGAUCUCUAGGACGUUUGGCCUAGGCUAAAUGGGAUUAUAGGUUGUCCGAUGUUGCAAGGUCGCCUGUCCUAUCUACUCUAGUCCAAAAUCUUGCAUUCCCUGGCGCGACCGUCUCCCUGAUGACCCCGCCAACGACGUACUGACUGACUACACAUGGUGCUAGUAGUGGCCAUGAAUACCUCUGAGAUCGCCUCCCAUCCGCCUAUUGAAGAACAGCUUCGCAUAAUAUACUUCAACCUCAC